AUGUCAUCGACACUCGACUUUGAUGCCUUCCUGGCAAGAUAUGUUGACACGAACAUCAACCUGGGCUCUCCCCUUUUCGACGAGCCUUUCCUGGUGGGAAACUUGCUAGGUGAACUCAAUAAGACGGAAGGCAUGGAGAAGAUUGGAAUCUGCAUGCUGGCAGCAAUGUGUUGCGCAAUGAAGCGAGCAGAUCUUGUUCCUCGCUUGUUUCUAUGCAUGACCCAAACGGCCCAUGAACCAAACUCUGCAGAUACAAUCUCGAAACACUUCUCGGAGCUGCGCGAGACUAUUAAUAUUAUCUGGCCAUUUGUGGGUGUCCCUCAGGUCAUCUCAGCAUGUCUUGGGCUUGCUGGAUAUUUCCAGUCGAAGGGGAUCAUGACUUUGGACCCGGAAAAUACUCUAAUCCGCCGUGGCAUCCGUCCCGAGGAUACGGACUUAGGAUUCCAAACUCGAAAAGAGAUCUACAAAGCCUCUGCCAACAGCGAGGUGUUUCGGAUGCUGAGCACAUACUUUGGGGAUUUUGCCCAUGCCCUGGACUCGAUUGGUUUCGGGUACAAUAUUGGUCGUGCCACUGAAGUUUGCUUUUCUCUUGUUGAAGUGGAAAUGAUCUUGACUUCAUCUCUGAUAGUUCUUGGGGCCACACGACAGGCGGGAAGUCACAUCAAGGCAUGCGUUGCGUUUAGAUACACUGUGAGAACAUUAGAAGCGGUCACCAAGGUCGCACAUGCAUUGGCUCAAUGGCAGGGUAUUCAAGUGCCGCCGGGCAUCGACAUUGACCGACUGGCCGACGAAGCACAGAGAGAGAUGCAACGACAACAAUGUCUGAGAGAAUGA
Messenger RNA from Cladophialophora psammophila CBS 110553, 834 nucleotides. RefSeq lists its product as uncharacterized. Lineage: Eukaryota; Fungi; Ascomycota; Eurotiomycetes; Chaetothyriales; Herpotrichiellaceae. The transcript has 4 exons. Bases 1 to 834 code for a protein of 277 amino acids. The record is from RefSeq and is a predicted model, not a curated record.